This is a messenger RNA of Leptosia nina, 3468 nucleotides long. NCBI's taxonomy places the organism in Eukaryota, Metazoa, Arthropoda, Insecta, Lepidoptera, Pieridae. The record is from the annotation of a GenBank genome assembly.
AUGGCAUUUCGUCUAACGGGGGGCACAAAAGAUUACAUUGUAAUUGGUUCAGACUCUGGCCGGAUUGUUAUAUUAGAAUACAUACCAGCUAAGAAUAUACUAGAAAAGGUGCAUCAAGAAACAUUUGGUAAAUCAGGCUGCAGAAGAAUUGUACCUGGCCAAUAUUUAGCUAUUGACCCUAAGGGCAGAGCUGUUAUGAUUGGUGCCAUAGAAAAACAGAAACUAGUAUACAUUUUGAACAGAGAUGCUGAGGCCCGUUUGACUAUAUCAUCUCCGUUAGAAGCUCAUAAAUCCAAUACACUGGUAUAUCACAUGGUUGGUGUAGAUGUCGGUUUUGAAAACCCCAUGUUUGCCUGCUUAGAAAUUGAUUAUGAAGAAGCUGAUUCUGACCCUACUGGUGAAGCUGCUCAGAAGACCCAGCAGACAUUGACAUUUUACGAACUUGACUUGGGUCUUAACCAUGUCGUGCGCAAAUAUUCUGAACCCUUAGAAGAACACGCUAAUUUUCUCAUAACAGUCCCUGGUGGAAAUGAUGGACCAUCUGGAGUACUAAUUUGUUCAGAAAACUACCUCACAUACAAGAAUUUAGGAGACCAGCAUGACAUUAGAUGUCCUAUCCCACGCCGAAGGAAUGACUUAGAUGAUCCUGAAAGGGGAAUGAUUUUUGUGUGUUCUGCUACUCAUAAAACCAAGUCUAUGUUCUUUUUCCUUGCACAAACUGAGCAGGGUGAUAUAUUUAAAAUUACAAUUGAAACAGAUGAAGAUAUGGUCACUGAAAUUAAACUUAAAUACUUUGAUACUGUUCCUGUUGCUACAUCUAUGUGUGUUUUGAAGACUGGAUUUUUAUUUGUUGCAUGUGAAUUUGGCAACCAUUAUUUGUACCAAAUUGCACAUUUGGGUGAUGAAGAUGAUGAGCCAGAAUUUAGCUCUGCCAUGCCGUUAGAAGAGGGAGACACAUUCUUCUUUGCACCCAGACCACUAAGGAAUUUGGUGUUGGUUGAUGAAUUGGACUCUCUUUCACCAAUUUUGGCUUGUCAAGUGGCUGAUUUGACUGGUGAAGAUACACCUCAAGUUUAUUUAGCAUGUGGGCGUGGCCCUAGAUCUUCUUUAAGAGCAUUGAGGCACGGACUUGAAGUGGCUGAAAUGGCUGUCUCUGAAUUACCAGGUUCUCCUAAUGCUGUGUGGACUGUGAGGAGACAUAAAGAUGAAUCUGCUUUCGGCCACGAUUAUGAUUCUUACAUCAUUGUGUCGUUCGUAAACGCUACGCUUGUGCUCUCUAUCGGUGAAACGGUCGAAGAAGUGACGGAUUCUGGUUUCCUGGGGACCACACCGACUUUGAGUUGUCACGCUCUGGGCAGUGAUGCAUUGGUCCAAGUGUAUCCAGAUGGCAUAAGGCACAUUCGUUCUGACAAACGUGUGAACGAAUGGAAAGCUCCCGGCAAGAAGUCCAUUGUGAAAUGUGCAGUAAAUCAAAGACAAGUAGUAAUUGCGUUGACUGGUGGGGAGUUGGUUUACUUUGAAAUGGACCCUACUGGACAACUAAAUGAAUACACUGAGAGGAAGAAAUUGUCAUCAGAUGUAUCUUGUAUGGCAUUAGGAUCGGUAGCAACUGGAGAACAGAGAGCUUGGUUCUUAGCAGUUGGUCUAAGUGACAAUACUGUUAGGAUUAUUUCAUUGGACCCAGCUGACUGUCUUUCACCAAGAUCCAUGCAAGCCCUACCAGCUAGCCCCGAGUCUUUAUGCAUUGUAGACCAACCGUUUGAAUCGGGCGCUAAAUCUGCAUUACAUUUAAACAUUGGCUUAAGUAAUGGUGUAUUAUUGAGGACCACUUUAGAUUCUGUCAGUGGAGAUUUGGCUGAUACUAGAACUAGGUACUUGGGUUCGCGACCUGUAAAGCUGUUUAAAGUACGUGUUCAAUCUACGGAAGCAGUAUUGGCUGUCUCAUCAAGAACAUGGUUGGGCUAUCAAUAUCAAAACAGAUUCCACCUCACGCCACUCUCGUAUGAAUGCUUGGAAUAUGCAGCAGGUUUCAGUUCAGAACAAUGUACUGAGGGUAUAGUAGCGAUUUCUUCAAAUACGUUGCGAAUUUUGGCUUUGGAAAAAUUGGGUGCUGUCUUCAAUCAGAACUUCGUGCCUCUUGAAUACACUCCUAGGAAGUUCCUCAUCAACGGCGAAACCAAUCAUAUUAUCAUCCUGGAAACUGACCAUAACUCUUACACGGAAGAAAUGAAGAAACAGCGAAGGGUUCAAAUGGCUCAAGAAAUGCGUGAAGCAGCAGCUGGCGGAGGACCGGAGGAGCAGCAAUUAGCCAAUGAAAUGGCUGAUGCUUUCCUCUCAGAUGUUUUACCAGAAAAUGUAUUUUCUUCCCCAAAAGCUGGAGCAGGAAUGUGGGCGUCUCAGAUUAGAGUAGUAGAUAUGAGCACUGGUCAACCCAACACCUUGUGCAAGUUACCCCUUGAGCAGAACGAAGCUGCAGUAUCCCUAUGCCUCUUGCGUUGGGCAGCCCAUGGAGAACAUGGUAUCACUCACCUCGUGGUUGGUGUCGCUAAAGACAUGAUCUUAUCACCUCGCUCUUGCACUGAGGGUAGUUUACACGUAUACAAGAUAUACAAUACAGGAAAAUUAGAAUUAGUACACAAAACUCCCAUCGAUGAAUAUCCAGGCGCCUUAGCGGCGUUCAAUGGGCGUCUCGUCGCUGGUGUCGGCCGCAUGUUGCGUCUAUACGACAUCGGGCGGCGGAAGCUCUUAAGAAAAUGCGAAAACAGGCACAUUCCAAACCUCGUAGCUGAUCUAAAAACCACAAGGCAGAGAAUAUUUGUCUCGGAUGUACAGGAAUCUAUAUUCUGUGUUAAGUACAAGAAGCGAGAGAACCAACUCAUUAUUUUCGCGGACGAUACCAACCCAAGGUGGAUUACGAAUACGUGUAUUCUAGACUAUGAUACGGUGGCCAUGUCUGACAAGUUUGGGAACGUUGCCAUAAUGAGGUUACCGCAGUCUGUCAGUGAUGACGUAGAUGAAGACCCAACGGGGAAUAAGGCGCUAUGGGACAGAGGUCUAUUAAAUGGAGCGUCUCAGAAAGGCGACAUGGUGGCGAAUUUCCACGUAGGCGAAACUGUUACCUCAUUGCAAAGGGCGACACUGAUCCCUGGCGGUUCUGAAGCCCUAUUAUAUGCAACGCUGAGUGGGUCUUUGGGUGUACUCCUGCCUUUCACGUCGAGAGAAGACCAUGAUUUCUUCCAACACCUGGAAAUGCAUAUGAGAAGUGAAAACCCGCCGUUGUGUGGCAGAGACCAUUUGUCAUUUAGGAGCUAUUAUUAUCCAGUUAAGAAUGUGAUCGACGGAGACUUGUGUGAACAGUUCAACUCAUUGGAACCGGCGAAACAAAAAGCUAUCGCUGGGGACCUCGAACGGACGCCUGCAGAAGUGUCCAAGAAACUGGAAGAUAUUAGGACUAGAUAUGCGUUCUAA